Molecule: messenger RNA, 2136 nt
Organism: Microsporum canis CBS 113480
Lineage: Eukaryota; Fungi; Ascomycota; Eurotiomycetes; Onygenales; Arthrodermataceae
Product: tRNA (cytosine-5-)-methyltransferase
Exons: 7
Coding region: 1-2136 (711 amino acids)
Biological process (GO): tRNA methylation
Cellular component (GO): nucleus; cytoplasm
Molecular function (GO): hydrolase activity; tRNA (cytidine-N5)-methyltransferase activity; tRNA binding
Source: RefSeq, a predicted model, not a curated record
AUGUUUGAGCCUAUUCGAUGGCUCCAUCCUCUCUUUGAUGCACUAUUUGGCUUUAAUAUACCCUUCACUUACCGAUGGCGACUUCUUAUUCUACAGCCAAUAUCUAUCUUGACCUGUGCCAUGAAAUGGGUGCCCUGGGCAUUUUCACAACGAUACUCAUCGAUCCAAAUACCCCUUCGUCGAACGCCAGGCCAAUCUGUUCGGGCCAUUGUGUUCCUGCCUCAAGAUGACUCAGGGUUGACGCUUAAGACAUCCAGAGGCCUACGGCCUCUCCAUCUUGACUUCCACGGUGGCGGGUUUAUUGGCGGAAAUCCAGAGCAUGAUGCUGAGUUUUGUAGCGCUCUGUCCGAUGAACUGGGCGCCGUUGUCAUCUCAGCGACAUAUCGCUUUGCCCCAAGGCAUAGUUUUCCGGUUGCAAAUGAGGAUGCACAAGAUGUGGCUUUGUUCCUUAUUGAAAAUGCAGAACGCCUAUGGAAGGCUGACCCCCAAGUCCUUACUGUGAGUGGGUUUUCAGCCGGUGGAAACCUCGCACUUGGAGUAGCUCAGGGGCUGGCUGGCACUGACCAUAGCGUUAAGGGUUCAGUGACCUUUUAUGCUCCGGUCGAUCUCCGCAUAUCUCCAUCUGAGAAACCGGCCCCUAGUGGGAAAGCAGACCCACUGGAAGUCCUAAAGCCGUUGUUUGAUGCAUAUCCAGGCCCUGUCCGUUCUAGGAAUAUGAAAAACCCUCUCAUGAACCCAGUUUUAGCAGACAUCGCUACCCUGCCGCCGCGGAUGGCCUUUGUCGUACCGAAGAUAGACAUUCUGUAUGAGGAGCAGAUAUCAAUGAUCAGGAGGUUAAAGGCAGAAGCUGAGCAGCUUAACGUUUCUGGUCAAAAAUCGGCAACUGGCGCAGAUACAGAAGCAGAACUAGAACAGAGAACUAAAUAUACCCAGAUUCGAAAAGAUACCUACCAGAUUAGCCACCUGGAGUUCCCGGAAGGAUUUCAUGGGUGGCUUGAAGUACCGGAAAUCGUUGUUGGGGACAAGGAUAAGAGGAAUGCAUUUAUAUUUGCCUUUGAUUUUUUGAAGGAGAGCCAUCUCAGACCCGCGCGGAUAAUUCGGCCCGAAAUUAUCAUUUUUGCUCUAAGCGCAUUUUCAAUCUUGGAAAAAUCUCUAGCAAUUGACAGUAUCAACAUGGGGAAGAAGAAGAAUUUUAAGAAAGGCUCCAAAGGAGGCUCCCGCGGCACUCGACCAGCUAACUAUUCUACGACUCUGGUUCGGGAGAAUAAAAACUAUGAGAAAUACUAUAAUUCGCUCCAGAUAGUUCCGGAAGAGGAGAAGCAAGAAUUCUGGGAUGCUUUGCGGCGUGAUUUGCCUAAUAGUUUCCGCUUCACUGGGUCUCGAGGUCACGCUCUUGCUCUACAACAACGAUUGAAGGACUUUUAUAUCCCGAACAUCACAUCAAUUCGAUAUGAAGGCGAGUUAGUCGAACCACCUCAGCCAGUGCCAUGGUAUCCAGAACAGCUAGCUUGGUCGAUGACGACCCCGAAAAGCGUUGUCCGCCGCUUCGCGCCCUUCUCGUCAUUCCAGAAAUUCCUCGUCUCAGAAACAGAAGUUGGCAAUAUUAGUCGACAGGAAGUCGUGAGCAUGAUUCCGCCGCUUCUACUGGAUGUGCGACCAGGCAUGGUGGUGCUGGACAUGUGUGCGGCACCAGGGAGCAAGUCCGCCCAAUUGAUGGAGAUGAUACAUGCAGGCGAGGAAGAGCGAAUGGCAAAGAUCUCUCGGAAAUUGGAAACCACGGAUGAAACUACAAGGCAGAAUGGUGCCGUAAAGGUUGUAGAUCUUUUGAAUGGAGAACCCGAAGCAGCGGAAGCUGAUGCGGUAGAGGACGAUGGGAGGUCUACGGGGCUGCUGAUCGCGAAUGAUAGCGAUUACAAGCGAGCUCAUUUGUUGAUCCAUCAGAUGAAGCGUCUGAACUCGCCAAACUUGCUUGUCACGAACCAUGAUGCAACCGUGUACCCUUCCAUUAAACUACCCUCAAUAUCUAUUGAUGGCCAACCUGCGAAGAACAGAUACCUCAAGUUCGACCGUAUCCUAGCUGACGUACCUUGCUCUGGAGAUGGAACUACGAGAAAGAAUUUCAAUUUUAUGGAAUGA